Messenger RNA from Zophobas morio, 2384 nucleotides. RefSeq names its product poly(ADP-ribose) glycohydrolase-like. The record is from RefSeq and is a predicted model, not a curated record. Lineage: Eukaryota; Metazoa; Arthropoda; Insecta; Coleoptera; Tenebrionidae. Gene Ontology annotation, cellular component: nucleus; cytoplasm. The transcript has 9 exons. Gene Ontology annotation, molecular function: poly(ADP-ribose) glycohydrolase activity. Gene Ontology annotation, biological process: carbohydrate metabolic process; regulation of DNA repair; ATP generation from poly-ADP-D-ribose. Bases 162 to 2249 code for a protein of 695 amino acids.
GAUGAACAGAAAUGUCAUUUUGACAUAUAACAUAAUAUAACCUAUAAUUUUUAUCAUUGUUGCUUUCUUUUGUGUGUGUUUGAACUUUUAUUAAAAUAAUAAUAAUUUAAAGAGAGUUAAAAACAACAAACGAGUUUAUACGGGUUGCGCAGAAUUUCAUCAUGUACGAUAACGAUGAGAAAACUACAGAUCAAACAUGGUUAGGCACACCUUUGUUGGAUAUGUACAAAGGACAGGUCCCUUGGUGUUUUAGCACCACGCUGAUUUCACCGUCCAAAUAUCAUCAUAUUUUAUAUGAAUUUCCUGCAUCUUUAAAAGAACCUCCACAACCACAUUACAAUUCACAUCCUAAACACUGGGAAGAUGAUUAUGUUCGAAUGCCUUAUUCUCCGCACAGUUUAUUUUUAGUGAAAGAGAAUGAAGAAGAAAUUGUAAAACCUAGAUGGGAGAUAAUAACGGAAGCACUCUCUCGGCCAAUUAACUCUGUAAAUGAACUAGAAAAAGCAAUAAGUUGUUACAAUAACAAACUUCCCAAGUUUAGCGCUUUACAUCACUUUUUUCAUGAAGUUUUAGAAGAAGAUGAAGCACAACACUUUUUCACACACUUAUUACCUAAAAUUAUUCAGCUUGCCUUACGAUUGCCUGAGUUUGUUCCAGGCAGCAUACCGCUGCUGAAGAAAAAUCACUCCAAAUCAGUUAGUUUUAGUCAGUUGCAAGUGGCUUCUUUGCUAGCCAAUGCUUUUUUGUGUACUUUUAUAUGGCGAAAAGAAAUGGCUGGAACGUAUCCUGGCAUUAAUUUUAUCAAAUUAUUCACAGCUGAUGAAAGAAUAAGUAGACAAAAUUGUGUUUCAGAAAAAUUAAAAUGUAUUCUCCAUUAUUUCAGACGAGUCACAGCAAAAAACCCAGUUGGUGUUAUAACAUUUGAAAGAAAGUAUGUACCAAAAAGUUACAUGCCUAGAUGGGACACUUUGGACAAUAAUUUAGGGAACACUAGAAUUCAUAUAACAAGUUCUGGUACAAUUGAAGAAGGACUUGGAUUAUUACAAGUUGAUUUUGCAAACAAGUUUGUAGGAGGUGGAGUCUUGGGUUAUGGCUGUGUACAAGAAGAAAUAAGAUUUGUUAUUUGUCCAGAACUCAUCAUCAGUAGGCUUUUUACAGAGGAAUUGGGAGAUGGUGAAGCACUUGUUAUAACAGGUGUGGAACGAUACAGUAAUUAUUCUGGUUAUUCUGAUUCAUUUAAAUGGAAUGGAAAUGUCAAUGAUGAAACACCAUUUGAUGAAUAUGGUAGAAGAAAAACCACUGUGGCUGUGAUAGACGCAACACGCUUUACAAAGUCAAAAGAUCAAUUUCACUGCUCAACAAUUUUAAGAGAAUUAAAUAAAGCGUAUGUAGGUUUCAGUAGCAAAGAGAAACAAAAUUUGUCACCAGUUGCUACUGGGAAUUGGGGCUGUGGAGCUUUCAAAGGGGACCCCAAGUUAAAAUCCAUAAUUCAGUUAAUGGCGUGCAGCGCCUCUGGUAGGGAUUUAGUCUACUACUCGUUUGGCGACACUGAACUGAGGGAUGAUUUCUAUAAAAUACAUCUGUUUUUGGCUAACAAUAAAAUACUGAUCUGUCAGUUGUGGAGGUACCUGUGUCGAUUCUGCACUGCAAAUUUAUCUCAAGAUAAACUGUACUGUUUCAUACAACAGUGCCACUUUGAUAUGAAAUCACAACCUACACUAAAACAGUUUUUAUGUUUUAAUACACAAAAGAGAAAAACUGAAGUUAAUAUGCCUUCAUCAUCCACUAAUGAUCAGGAAUUGAAAAACAAGAAAAACACACCAAAUUCGAAAGGCAUUAAAACAAGUGAAAUCUGUAAUAUAAAUUAUUCACAAAGUAAACAAAGUGGUAAAAAUACAAGUCCUAAAAAGUACCCCGCGCUACCAAUUUCUGUUGAACAGAAAAGUACAAAAAAAUCUCCUAUCAACAGUGAUGAAGUAAUUCAAAUAAUUGAUAUGAUUGAUGGUAGCAAGUCAGUAUCCAAAGAAAGUAGUAGUGAAGAAUUAACCUUGCUAACUGAAAUUGAUAGAAUAAAGAAAGUUGAUCAAAGUUCUUUUAGUAAUGAGCCAAAAAAAGAAUCAAUAGAGAUUGGCAUGGAAGAGGAUGUAGUUGAAGAACCCGCCAAACCUUUGAGUUUUAUUGAAGAUAAAAAACGGAAAAUUACCGAUUAUUUUUCAAAAAUGACAAAUCAUGUUAACAGUUAUUUAUAGUUAGUGUCCGAGAAUGAGUAACUAUCGUAAUGGCAUGUAGAUUUUUUAAGAAAAGUGCUAGAAAUAAUUUAAAUAAAUAAUUAAUUAAUCGUUAUAAAUAAAUUUGAUAUAAAAUAUAUUUUGUAUUACGAUUGC